Molecule: messenger RNA, 1278 nt
Organism: Nerophis lumbriciformis (worm pipefish)
Lineage: Eukaryota; Metazoa; Chordata; Actinopteri; Syngnathiformes; Syngnathidae
Source: RefSeq, a predicted model, not a curated record
AUGGACCGAGAUCUACUUCUGUACCGCUUGCAGAGAAAAUGGUGGCCAAUGUGCACACCCUGUUCACCUCAAGACAACAUGUUCACCCUUAUGAGCAAUUGCUGCACUUGGUUCUCCAAAAUUCAGGAGCCAAUCAGGCGAAUGACCAUUCUUGUGGUGGGUCUUGACAAAGCAGGAAAGACGUCUACCAUCAGAGGCAUGUUAAGAGUGUCCAACGCCGUUGAAGGAGGCCCCACCCAAGGUUGUGUGAGAAGCAGCCUGAGGUUGGAGAACUACCUGGUCACCCUGCUGGAUGUCGGGGGCUCAGCAGCGGCGCAAGGGUCGUGGAGGGAGCAUUACGGAGAAGCGCACGGUGUGAUCUUUGUGGUGGACUCCAGCGACAGGCCGAGGAUGAAAGAAGUCAAGAUUGUACUGGCUGACCUGCUCAAGCAGCCGAGAGUGGCAGGAAAACCCAUCCUAGUCUUGGCAAACAAACAAGACAAAAUGAACGCUCUGCUAGGAAGUGAGCUGAUCGAGAUGCUCUCCUUGGAAAAGCUGGUCAACCAAAGUCGCUCUCUGUGCCAUAUAGAGCCUUGUUCAGCCUUAAUGGACGUACGGCGCUGGUCUGACCGAAAGGCGUUGCGAGGCCUUCGCUGGCUGCUGCGAGCCGUGUGUCUGGAUUACGGAGAGCUGUGCGCUCGUGUGGCCCAGGAUAGCAAGACUCCUCUGGAGCCCAGAGAGAGGAACAGCAAAGCGGAAAAGCCCAGAAGAAGCAAGAGUGAACGGAGAACUAGCAAGGCAGACCUCCGCCAGGCUCACAGACCAAAGGACAAGAGAAACAUGACCACCGGGGAAGCAAAGUUGCAGCCUAUUCGGAACAUACUGCAAAAGGAGAACACACUGAAAAAGAAGCUGAAGAAAUCAACCAGGAGGAAGAAAAGGCUGACGAAAACCAAACAAGAGGAGGAAGCGACAAACGAGCAGGAGGGAGAGGAGGCCGACCGAGGGGAUCAAGAGAAGGCCAGCAGCGCUCUCAUCCCAUCCAGUAAAGGAAGACCCAAGCAGAAGGGCAAGGUCAAGGAGGAGACACUCGAUGUGCCUGAAUCACCACACAUUGACGAGAAUCCCCUCAAAGUCAAGGAAAGAAAGAGGAAAAAGAAGGUUGUGAGAGUUAAAAGAAAGAACAAGAUCAACACUGAAGGAACUUCAGGAGCUUCCUCACAACCUGUCGACCUCUCAACCACAUUUGAUCUUUACAGAAAAGCCAUAUUGGCUUUGAAGGAGCGGCAGGAUCAGUAA